AGAGACGGUUUUGAAGAGGGGACUGAGGGCUUUCCUCCAGAAGAACCCUUUUAUUCUCAAAGGGAGUUCUAUGAUUGUGAUCCUCAAACUAUGAUUGACCAACUCACACCGAUAAGUGAAGGACUCUUCAACCUGAAAAUCAACCAACUGGGCAAACUGCUAAUCAUAUUAAGCGCAUGUAUUCUAUCGCUUGCUAGUACAGUAAUAACAAUUUACACCCUAUUAACAAAGAUAACUGCAAUCACAGACUUGCUUCAAGAGACUCACAGUCUGAUAAGGAUUGCAAAAUCGAAGAAUUUCAUAAUCUUGGAACUGGUUGUCGCAUUCACUAUACAGUUACCUAUGGUGUACCGAGAAGACCACGAGCCUUUGAUAAAUACGGUGCAUUAUGUAUUCAGUUUGAUUAUAGACUUGAUUAUAUGUUACGUUGCGAUUGCUCUUCAACUGAAUGUGAGGUCAAUUCAUGAGGAUGUCAUCAAAACCUAUCAACAACUGAGUCAAGCUGGAUCAAACCAAGAUGCAGCUGAUUUCCGGUUAUAUGCUGAUGAAUUGAACCCUAGAAAAACAGAACUUAUUGAGACAAAUAUGAAUACUGGAGCUUUCAAUAAGCAUAGACAAAAUCAUCGUCUUUUGCAGUUGAUUAUGUUGAAGACAAGCAACUGUUUUGGUUCAUCUCUACUACUCAUAUUGUUCACAACACGUUAUUUGUUUGCGUUUCAUCUGUAUAAUUGGAUAUCGAGUGAUUAUCCUGUUAUAGAGCUGGUCAGGAGUGCGUUGAGUUUUGUUCGAAUGCUGCACCUUUGUUAUCGUAUUGAAAAACUGCAAACAGAGAACAAAGCUAUCCUGGACACUGUUAAUGAAUUCGACCCUAUUUCAUUGGAACAUCAUUCAAAAAUUGAGCCAAAUAGACUAAAAACUGGGACGUGA
Nilaparvata lugens (brown planthopper) is the source of this 927-nucleotide messenger RNA. RefSeq lists its product as uncharacterized. The record is from RefSeq and is a predicted model, not a curated record. Lineage: Eukaryota; Metazoa; Arthropoda; Insecta; Hemiptera; Delphacidae. Bases 91 to 927 code for a protein of 278 amino acids. The transcript has 5 exons.